Messenger RNA from Scaptodrosophila lebanonensis, 1277 nucleotides. It is a transcript of the gene Mocs2B, whose product is annotated as molybdopterin synthase catalytic subunit. Gene Ontology annotation, molecular function: molybdopterin synthase activity. The record is from RefSeq and is a predicted model, not a curated record. NCBI's taxonomy places the organism in Eukaryota, Metazoa, Arthropoda, Insecta, Diptera, Drosophilidae. Gene Ontology annotation, biological process: Mo-molybdopterin cofactor biosynthetic process. The coding region runs from base 30 to 1172 and encodes 380 amino acids. The transcript is spliced from 5 exons. Gene Ontology annotation, cellular component: cytosol.
AAUUAGUGGAGGCUAAUGAUAUCAUAUCCAUGGAUUAUUUAAAGUUAUUAAACAAUGAAAAAAUCAACAUCUUAGACAUACAGAGUCUUUUAUCUAAUGAAAGUUGCGGCGCUUCCGCUAUCUUUGUGGGUACAACGCGUGACACGUUUGAAGAUAAGAAGGUUAUACUUUUAGAAUAUGAGGCAUAUGACAGCAUGGCUCUGAACGAAAUGGCUAACAUAUGCUCCGAAAUACGUCUACGCUGGCCUAGCUUAAAAAAUAUUGUGAUAUAUCAUAGACUUGGUGCAGUCCCAAUUUGUGAAGCAAGCGUUGUUAUUGCCUGUUCGGCUCCACACCGUCAAGAAGCUUUAGACUCUGUUGGCUACGCAGUUAACCAAUUAAAGUCUCGUGUUCCCAUCUGGAAAAAGGAAAUAUACGAGAAUGAACCCAUCGGAACAUGGAAGAUAAAUAAAGAAUGCCCCUGGCCUACAAAUAAGCAUCGUCCUGCAAGCUGGUAUAAUUUUAAUUAUUGCAAAUUCACAAAUAAUUUAAAAACCAAUUCUGAAAAAAUUGUUCAAAUCGGAGUAACUGAUUCCGAGUUUAAAAAACGUGUGGAGUCUUUCGUUAAAAGAAAGCGAGUAGAAAUCAAUACAAACAAUAUAAUGGACUUCAAGGAAUUGCAUAAUAAUUUAAUGGAUAAAGGUGUUAGCUACGCAUUGGACGCUUCUUGUGCGCGUGCACAAACUGUGCUGUUAAAACAACAAAAUUCCAAAUGCCUCUUGAAAGUACACCGAGUCAAAAACCGUAUUGGCCCACAGCUGCAGAUGAACUAUUUGCUUGAAAUGCACAAGUUGAUAAAAAAACAGGAUCAGAUAUCCGAUCAUACCAAAAACCAAAUCAAUUUAAAAUCUCGUUUACAAAUUAUUGAGUCGUACAUGGGACUGAUCGCAUCUGAUAGAGAUAACCUUUUGCUUCGACUCAAGAAUAUAGAAAAUCAAAUUUUAUUUUAUGAGUCAUCAUCUCCGGAGUAUAAACAUUUUUGUAACAAUUUUCUUGACCACAAAUCACGUUUGAUUGCAAACUCUACAAAGAAAACCUGUCAGGCAACUGAAUUAGGCGAAUUCAUACAGGCCAUAAAGCUGAGUCUUUCUACUGGUUCUUCUGCAGCCACCAAAAGCCAAUCUUCUGAAUAAAGUUUGAAAUUCAAACAAGUAAAAAAGCUAAAGUCGGGUGUCCCGACUUUGAAAUACUCUGUACAUAUGUUUACAAUAAUUAUAGAAAAUAAAAAAAAUUAAGAA